UUAGGAUACACAUGUGUAUUUUGUAACCUAACCUAGUGAGUUAUUUUAACCGUGUUAUUAUAAUGUCUGCUGAAGUAAUUGGAUUUGGCGAUAAAGAUGAAGAGUAUGAAGAGAACGCGAAAAAAUCGAAUAAAAAAAAGAAAGGAUCGAAAAAAUCUGGGGCUUUUGAAUCGAUGGGGUUAAGUUUUCCUGUAAUGAAGGGCAUUAAGAAAAGAGGUUAUAAAGUUCCUACUCCAAUUCAGAGAAAGACCAUCCCGCUGGUGAUGGAGGGCCGGGACGUGGUGGCCAUGGCGCGCACGGGCAGCGGCAAGACGGCCUGCUUCCUGCUGCCGCUGCUGGAGCGUCUGCAGUCGCCCAGGACUCGGCCGGGGGCACGCGCCCUCGUGGUGUCUCCCACCCGGGAGCUGGCCCUGCAGACGUUCAAGUUCUUCAAAGAGCUGGGCGGCUUCACGGGACUGCACGCGGCGCUGGUGCUGGGCGGAGACUCCAUGGACGACCAGUUCAGCGCGAUGCACGCCAGCCCGGACGUGAUCAUCGCCACGCCCGGCCGCUUCAUGCACGUGUGCGUGGAGAUGGACCUGCAGCUCUCUGCCGUGGAGUACGUGGUCUUCGACGAGGCAGACAGGUUGUUCGAGAUGGGCUUCGGGGAGCAGCUGCGGGAGGUGAUUGGUCGGCUGCCAGAGUCCCGCCAGACGCUGCUCUUCUCCGCCACGCUGCCCAAGGUGCUGGUGGACUUCGCCAAGGCCGGUCUGUCCGACCCCGUGCUCUUACGGCUGGACGUGGACUCGAAGCUACCGGAGCUGCUGAAGCUGGGGUUUGUGUGCUGCCGCUCGGAGGAGAAGCCGGCCGCACUGCUCUGUCUCCUCAAGCACGCCCUGCCUGCUUCCGCCCAGACCGUCGUGUUUGCUGCCACGAAGCACCACGUGGAGUAUUUGCACCUGAUCCUGGACGCUGCAGGGGUCUCCAACACCUUCAUCUACUCGAACCUGGACGCGGCCGCUCGCAAGAUCAACGCGGCCAAGUUCCAGCGGGGCAAGGCCUCGGUGCUGCUGGUGACGGACGUGGCGGCCCGGGGCAUCGACAUUCCCCGGCUGGACGUCGUCGUCAACUACAGCUUCCCCGCCAAGCCCAAGCUGUUCGUGCACCGAGUGGGGCGCUGCGCGAGGGCCGGACGCAGCGGGCUGGCCUUCUCGCUGCUGGCGGGCGACGAGCGCCCCUACCUGCUGGACCUGCACCUGUUCCUGGGCCGCCCCCUGGCCCUCGCCUCGCCGGCCCCCGGCCCGCCCCGGGGGGACUGGCCGGACGGGGCGGUGGGGGCGGUGCCUCCGCCCCUGCUGGAGGAGGAGCACGCCCGGCUGCUGCAGUGGCACGCCGCCAGCACCGACCUGCUAAACAUGAAGAAGGUGUGCGGGAACGCGUACAGGCAGUACAUACGAUCACGGCCCGGAGCGUCUGCGGAGAGCGUGCGCAGAUCGAAGCAGAUGGACUUCACGAGCCUGGACAGCCACCCCGUGUUCGUCCCCAGCGACGGUUCCGAGAAACUGCAGCUGCUGCAGAAGAUGAAGACCUACAAGCCCUCCAACACUGUGUUUGAGAUCUGCCAGACCACGUCUUCGGAGAUGGCGAGUGUGAUGAAGAGGGCGCGAGAGAAGCACCAGCCAUCUGUGAGCAGCUUCCUCCGGAAGAAGGAAGAACGGAAGCAACUGGAAUCAGGUGCGGGCGCUAGGGCCGGGACGCGGCUGGUCGCGAGCAGCGCGGAGGACGUCGGCAGCAGCUUCUCGCGCGUGGUCUGGCCCGGGCGGCCUCGCGACCACGGCGAGGCGGGCGGCAAGAGGCUGAGGAGGAGCACGGCCGCGGUGGACACGGAGAACUACGUGCCCUACGCUGCACCGGACCAUCACAGCGAGCAGGGGCUGGCGGUGCACAGCUUCGAGCGCGAGGCAGGACGCGCGGAGCUGAGCCUCACGGGAGACAGCGAGGACCAGCUGAGACUGCACAGGAAGCUCAUGCGCUGGGACGUGCGCAAGAAGAAGAUGGUGGCCGUGCCUCAGGCCAACAAGAAGAAGAUCCUGAGUGAGUCUGGCGUGUGGAUCCCCGCGACCUUCAAGAGCAACAGGUACGACCAGUGGAAGGAGAGAAGCAAGGUGCUGCAGCAAGCGGAGGAGCAAGGCGACAGCAGCGACGGAGAGAGCCGCGACAAGACCGUGGGGAGACGCGCGCCCAACACGCACUGGGGGCGACACAACACGAAGGUGCAGCGCCAGACCGUGAUGAGCGAGCUGAAGCGGCCGGAGCAGAUCCUCAAGGUGCGGCUUCGGAAGGAGAGGAUGGAGAAGCGCCGGCUCAGGAACAUCCACAAGAAGAGAAACAAGCAGUGAGGCCCGACCAGGUCAUUGUCGGCUGACGGCAUCACCUUAAAUCGAUCUUCAGCUACUCAUUAAAACUGGGGCUGCAUCAAAUACAAA
Messenger RNA from Bacillus rossius redtenbacheri, 2465 nucleotides. RefSeq names its product ATP-dependent RNA helicase DDX54. Gene Ontology annotation, molecular function: RNA binding; RNA helicase activity; ATP binding. The record is from RefSeq and is a predicted model, not a curated record. The transcript is spliced from 13 exons. Bases 63 to 2378 code for a protein of 771 amino acids. Gene Ontology annotation, cellular component: nucleus. NCBI's taxonomy places the organism in Eukaryota, Metazoa, Arthropoda, Insecta, Phasmatodea, Bacillidae.